Molecule: messenger RNA, 5591 nt
Organism: Scheffersomyces stipitis CBS 6054
Lineage: Eukaryota; Fungi; Ascomycota; Pichiomycetes; Serinales; Debaryomycetaceae
Gene: ECM29
Product: Ecm29p
Exons: 1
Coding region: 1-5559 (1852 amino acids)
Biological process (GO): proteasome assembly
Cellular component (GO): nucleus; cytoplasm
Molecular function (GO): molecular adaptor activity
Source: RefSeq, a predicted model, not a curated record
AUGGCCGAGCAGGAAUUGGCUCUCAUCAACAAAGUAGAGCUUCGAAUCGCUUUAGCAUCAGACGACAGCCAGUUUGAAUCAGCUCUCCUGUUGUAUUUGGCCCCAAUUUUGUUAAAACUCGCCAGCCCUCAUGCAGAAGUACGAAAGGCAAUAUUGAAGGUGAUUCAGCAUCUCAUUCCCAGGAUCUCUGCCGCCAGAACCAUAAAGUUGCCUGUAGGAACGUUGAUAGACCAGGUGAAAAAUCCCAAAGUUGCAGCCAAUACCGAUCUGGCUUCAGUGAGAUUGUACUCGUUGUUGUUCAUCUCGCGGUCUGUAGAGCGUCUUAAUGCAGAAGAACGCAAGCAACUUAUUCCCCAGAUCGUUGCUGGUAUAAGCACCUUUCCCAGUCUGGUCUCUGCUCGUCUUUUUAAUGUGUUGUGUAAACUUUUGGAAACAUGGAAAUCUCCUGCUAGAGAUACAGAAGAAUUCAACAAAAUGAAUGAAUUUCUUCUGUUCGACAAACUGCCGGAAGAUGAGAAGUUUUUAGCAGAUAAGAUCGCAAAAUUCUUGAUGUUGCAGCCAUCGUCUGCCACUGGUAUUCCUACGCCUGGCUUGGGACAGAAUGAUGUCAAUUUUUUCAAUCUUGAAUCAGGCGUAGUCUACAAGACUCAACAGGAAAUAUUCAAUGUUAAGACGUAUCUACUUGAAUUUCUUAAGGCUGGUUUUACAGAAAGUUCGCUAGCAAUUCCUCUUAUGGUUGCGUCUGUAGACAAUUCUUCCGCGAUUAACGAUUCAUCAGAAAUUCUUUUCCGCAAGUUGACGCUUGAUCUUGAGGAUAAAGCGUUCGUGGACACCCUUGUUGAAAUGUUUGUAGGUUCUGAAGGCAUUCCACCAGUGAAAUCUACUCUUCAAGAGAGAAUCUUACAAGUCCUCAUCAAGAGCAAGAUAGCAUGUACCAAUCCUCAGAUCUCCAAGAUCGCCAAUCUUGGUUUGGCAUCUGACUAUUUGCGAUUAAAACAGAUAACAGUUCAGUUUAUUAAUUGGAUAAGUAGUAACAAUAGCGAGUUUGCGUCUUCUGAAGCUAAUGUGUUGAAGGAUUUUAAUAUUGCAAUGGCUGCUCAGUUGCGCGAAAGUUUGCUUGUAGAAGGUUGGCCCCAAAUGGAUAUGACCAAUGUCAAGAACUACAGUUCUAGUUUGAACCAAAGAACAUUGCAGUAUGAAGCUCUUGGCAGAAUACUUAGGACUAAUCCAGAAUUGUUCAUACAAGAUAUUGCCUAUAUCGAGUUUCUCUUUCAGUCUCUAGAAGGUGAGACUCCUGAUCUUCGCGCAACAAUUCAGGACGCGUUGUCUAGUUUGACAGUCCAUUUGCCUCAACUCGGGGAAGACUCGAAGCGUAGAUUGAAACAGCUAACAAGAGGUUAUUUGUUGCAGAACAAGGCAGAAAACACCGAAAAUAUUCAUCCAUGUCGCUAUGUUUCCAUCAAGUACAUCAAUAGUGCAUUCCCCUUCGAUGACUCUGAAGCUAGAUACUUGUGUAUUUUGGGAACAGCAAAGGUGAAUAGAUCAGAUACAAUUGAGGAAGCUAGGAGAGGAUUGCAUCCACAUUGGUUCAAUAUUUUACAGUCGUCAAACACUUUGGAAUUUAAGUCAACUUCUGAUCUUUUAGGUGAAAAUUCCUCUGUUAGCUUCCCAACUUUUGUAGAUUUUGUUGCAACCCUUAAUAGGGAAAUUGAGUCUUCCAAGGACAAGGAAGGUGCUCUCAUAUUCCAAUCGCUUGCCCGUGCCAUUAAGUUUGCUUUACAGAUUCUCGUAAUGGAAGCUGUUAUGGGAGUAAGUACCGUAAUUGUUCCUGAUCAGGAGUGGUCCGUAAGAUUGGACAAGGCGCUUGAAGUGGACAAAGUCGUUCAGGACCUUGUUAUUCAAAAGAUAGACGAUUUGUCGCAUAAAGAAAUAGAUAUGGAUACUGGUGUUGAAGUAGAUAAUGCGUUCAUUGUUUAUACAUCGAUUUGUUCCUUAGCAUUUCAUGGUCAAUAUUUCGACUCCACCCACAUCAGUCCUGAUAUUUCCUAUGUUGACAUUUAUACCAAGUUGGUUUCAUUGUCUCCGCCUUCAGUGAUUCAGAAGUUGCAACCAGAUGUCAAGAAGCUCUUGGAGCUUUUGGAUGGUAAGGUUAUCAACGAUCAUGCCAUGGCUCAAGUUUGUAAGUCCUUGGGAAUCAUUGCCAGUCAUCCCGUCAACAGCGACCAAGAGGUAUUGAACUUGCUUGAAAAAUUGGCAGUUAAAGAUGUACCUGUUUACUUGAUCAAGGGAAGGUUGCUAUCAACAAGUUACAUAAUUGGAAGACUUUAUUUGAGACAAAGAGUGGCGAUUGUCACUACAGAAUUCUUCAAAACUUUGUGUGAAGAUUUGCUCAAGUAUAUUGGUGACACUGGUUUCUACAGUAUAGUGUUAGAUUCUCUUGCUCAAUUGUCGAUUUUUGGUGUAUUUGGGCCAGCUCUCAACUCUGAAUUGACUGGCUAUGUAUUCAAAUUCUUGGAAUUCAUCAUUCCUAAAGUCAAAAAGAUUGACGAGAAAUCCGUUCUCACACUUGCAUUUUUGUCUCUUUCGUUGAAGCGUAAAGAUAUUGAUGUGGAUGAAGAACUUAGUGAGUACGAGAAAGCCGUAUACGAAACUCACAUAUCAAAGCAAGUAGAAUACACUUUCACGAGUGGUGAAGCAUUGCUGGUGAUGGUAACUGGAUGGCAAUCAAAGUUUUUACAAAGAGAACUUGAUAUUCAAGGCGAAGGGAUCAAAUUUGUUCCAGAAGACAUUAGUCGUCUUCCAUUCUUGUUAAAUGUAGUCUUGAAAGCAUGUGCUAAUACCAAGCCUUCGUUGAGAAAAGCUGGUUGUAUUUGGCUCUUAUCACUAGUACAAUACUGCGGCCAUUUGGAAGCAGUAAGGUCCAAGGCGUCAGAGAUUCAUGUUACGUUCAUGAGAUUCUUGGCUGAUAGAGACGAGUUGGUUCAAGAAUCUGCUUCUCGUGGCUUAAGUAUCUUCUAUGAAAUGGUUGAUUCAGAUUUGAAGGAUACAUUAGUUCGUGGUUUAUUGAAAUCGUUUGCUGAUUCUGAUUCAACAGCCAAAUUCACUUCAGGAACCGUGGAACAUGACACUGAGUUGUUUGAACCAGACUUAUUGAAAACAAACGACGGCUCUGUUUCUACAUAUAGAGAUGUGUUGAGUCUUGCAUCCGAUGUUGGAGAUCCUAGUCUUGUUUACAAGUUCAUGUCUCUCGCGAAAUCUUCUGCCCUUUGGUCUUCCCGUAAAGGAAUGGCUUUCGGUUUAGGUUCAAUUCUUUCCAAAUCAUCAUUGGACAAUUUGUUGGCAUCUAACAAAAACUUGGCAGACAAGUUAAUUCCAAAGUUGUACAGAUAUAAAUACGACCCUAAUUUGUCUGUUCAAAAGUCGAUGAACGAUAUUUGGAAUGCUUUGGUCAAAGAUACUCUGAAGACGAUCAAAGAUAACUUUGAAACCAUCCUAAGAGAAUUGUUGAAAAGUAUGGGAAAUAAGGAAUGGAGAGUUAGACAAGCAAGUACUGCUGCUUUGAACGAUCUUCUUCAGAUUGUACCUGUCGAAAAGUACGAAUCUAAUAUGGAAGAUAUCUGGAACAUGAGUUUCAGAGUUAUGGAUGAUAUUAAGGAAACUGUAAGAAAAGAAGGAAAUAAGUUGACCAAAUCGCUUGCAACGACAUUGACAAGAAUGAUCGACGCAAAAAAUGGAGUAGCAACACAAACUCAAGCAACAGAGAUCCUUGAAAGCUUGUUGCCCUUUUUGUUGGAAAAUAAGGGGUUACUUAGUGAUUCUGAGGACGUCAGAAAUUUUGCAUUGGAGACUAUUUUGAAGCUAUGCAAAGUUGGAGGAGCUCCAAUUAGGCCUUUUAUUCCAAAGUUGAUUGAGAACUUCAUUAAUUUGAUGUCCACCUUGGAACCUGAAGUUAUCAACUACUUGAUUCUUAAUGCUGAUAAGUACAACAUUAAGAGUAAUGAUAUCGAUGCCAAGAGAUUACAGAGUUUAGGAAGCUCUCCAAUGAUGGACGCAAUUGAAAAACUCAUUGACGGACUUGACAACUCUUUAAUGGAAGACUUCAUUGUUAGACUUGAGUCUUCAAUAAAGGGAUCGGUUGGGUUACCAUCUAAAGUUUGUGGCUCGAGAGUUCUUGUAACUUUGGUUACCAAGCACUUAGAAUUAGUAAAGCCAUAUGGUGAUAAAUUGUUGAAGAUCUCUUCAAAUCAAGUGAGAAACAAAAAUGAUACCAUUGCUUCUUCAUAUGCAACUGCAACUGGGUACUUAUGUAGGAUUGCAACUAUACCAUCCAUUAUUUCUUAUUCCAAACAAAUUAAGGAGUGGUACUUCGAGAGUGAAGAUGAAACUUUUAGAGAAAGAGCUUCUGUUGCUAGUGAAAGUGUUUCGAAGUAUUCGGGAGAUAAGUUUGAGCAAGUGGCUAGCGCAUUUUUGCCUUUAGCCUUUAUUGGAAAGUAUGAUUCCAAUAAAAUUGUGAGAAAGACUUUUGAAAGAGAAUGGAUUGAAAAUACGAGUGGUAGUAGCACCUCCAUUAAAUUGUAUUUGACAGAAAUUCUUGAAUUCUUCAAGAUUUACAUUAAUUCCAACAGGUUUGAAAUCAGAAAGAUCUUAGCUAGAUCGAUUUCAAAUUUAAGUAAUUCAAUUGACAAUAUAUCACAAUUCUCAGAAGAAGCCACGAAGGAAUUAAUUGAAUUACUAGUUGAAUCCAACAAAGGAAAGUCAUGGGAGGGAAAGGAAUUGGUGUUGGAGUCAUUGGUAUCGUUCUCCAUAAAGGCAGAAAGCUAUUUGAAGAAGAAUGCAGUAUUUUUGGAGAAGCUUUCAAAGGUUGUUACGACAGAAGCAAAGAGAAAAAACAAAGAAUAUCAACAGCAUGCCAUUAAAUUAAUGGGUAGAUAUAUUCAUAUCUACCAUGAAGAUGAGGAAUUGGUCGAGACAUACAUCCAAAUUAUGUCUAAUGUCUUGAAUGAUAAAUAUUUCGGCCCUAAUGGAUUCAGAGAUGAUGACGAUUCAGAUGAUGAAGAUGCUAUGGAUGUCGAUUUGAAAUCGAAAAUCAAUGUGAAACAGAACGUUGAAUUAGAGGAACGUAAGUUGUCUUUCCUUAAGAACUUGUUUGAGACUUUCUACGUGGAUCUGGAUAAUAAAUAUAGCAGCGAAUUGUUGUUCUUUAUAUUCGAGCAGACAACAGCUAUUUUUCAUUCAAAGUUGAUCGAUUUCACCUGGAGGUCGAAACAGCAGACAUGCGAAGGAUUGAAUAAAAUUCUCUUGACAUCAAAAUCGUCCCUAAAUCCCAAAGAAUGCAAAGAAGUUUUCAGUGUUUGGAAACUUCUCGGUGAUAAAUGCUUGAGCUUGGAAAAUAUCGAGAAUGUAAAGGUUCAAUUUAUCAGAUUGUCGAGUACUUUAAUUUCUCAAUUUGAGGAUGUAAACGAAGUUGAAAAAGUAGGAGCCAUCAAAGAUGAAUUGAUUCAAUACAAACACCAAGAAACUUCUACAGUUGUCCAGACUGAACUUUCCAAAAUAGUAUAGUAUUUAAACAUUUCUAAUAAGAUCGACACUAU